UUACAUAGAAAGUCAGCCCCUUUCCACGUCCAGUUUUUACAGUACUUGGUCAAGAGAUUAAAGAUAAAGAGACCCCAUUAAAGACGAACACUUGCAUUAUUGUAGGUGGAUUGAAUCAACGAGGAAUGUCGUAGAUAAUUUCCCACCCAGAUUGAUUCUGCCAUUUGGAUAAAGAAGGCUGUGUUACAUUACUUCACUUCAGCUUUCGUCCGAACUAAGUCUAUUCUAGUUAUCACGAUGAAGGAAAACACGACCAAGAAUGUCAAUGUCUUCCUUUUGGGACUGGCCUUCCUGUUGCUCUUCACGGCCUUUCAGACCAUGGGCAACAUCCAAUCCGUGAUCUUGGAGGGCGCCAAAUUGAACGAGACCGACACUGGUGAGCCCAAUGAUGCCUUUGUGGAUGGCUUCACUGGCGAUGGCUUCACGUCCUUGGCCAUUCUGUACGCAGUGAGCGCCGUGUGCAAUUGGUUUGCCCCAUCCAUUAUGGUCGUCAUGGGGAUGAAGUUCACUUUGUUCGCCGGAGCUCUCAUGUACACCUUCUUCAUCGCCACAUUCUUCUAUCUGAAUAACUACUUGCUCUACUUUGGAUCUGCCAUCAUUGGACUGGGCGCUGCGCUCAUUUGGACCGCACAAGGUGCUUUCCUAACGGUCAAUUCUGACAGUGUGACCAUGUCGAGGAAUUCUGGGAUCUUUUGGGCCAUGUUGCAGUGCAGCCUCCUCAUUGGCAACACCUUUGCCUUCUUCCAAUUCAAAGGCAAAGACAUCAUUGACGUGGACACCCGCUUGGUAACCGUGGGCGUUUUGCUGGCCGUGGCCAUUCUAGGGACCAUCACUUUUAUCUUGUUACUGCCCACCCCAUGGGUGACCGAGACCCCGGGUGCCGAGGCUGACAGUCCGUUGGUGGCCUUGAAAAAAUCAUUUAGCCUCUUUCUGACCAAGGAGAUGGUCAUUCUUCUGCCCUACUUUUUUUACAUGGGGAUCCAGCUGUCGUUUUGGUCUGGGGUUUACGGCCCGAGUUUGGCGUUUUGCAAGGCAGCUUUCGACGAUCCCAAGUCUCUGGCAGGUCUCCAUGGAAUCUUGGCGGGAGCAGGUGAGAUCUCGUCGGGCCUGAUCUUUGGCAUCUUUGGCAAAGUGACCAACAAAGUUGGCCGCUUCCCCGUGGUCAUCUUGGGCACGGUCCUCCAAUUUACCAGCUUCAUCCUGAUGAUCUUCAACAUCCCCAACGACGCUCCGUUCGGCGAUACGGAUUCCCUGGCCAUCAUGGUUCCUUCCAACAAGGGUGUGGCUCUAUUUUGCAGCUUCAUGCUGGGUUUUGGCGAUGCCUGUUACAAUACUCAGACCAUGUCUCUCCUGGGAGGCGUGUAUCCGGACCGCGCUGGUCCUGCCUUUGCCAUCUUCAAGUUCGUUCAGUGUGUGGCCGCCGCCGUGGGCUUCCUGUACUCGAACCACUUGGAGCUUUAUUACCAAAUUGCCAUCUCACUCGCCUUGGGCUUGAUUGGAACCGCUACCUUCAGCAUGAUCGAUAUUCGAACCCGACGCAAUCAAGCCAAUUACGAGGUCCAACCCGAGCUCAAGCCAGAGUUGGAAGCCAAGAAAAGCAUAGAACUCAAUGUCAACUAGUCCAACUUCAAGUAUCUGUGUACUAUCAUCCCAUAAUUACAACUUGUCCGCCUCUACUGUCAAAUGGAUUUGAGAUUUAUCUGCUGCA
Messenger RNA from Tigriopus californicus, 1708 nucleotides. RefSeq names its product UNC93-like protein MFSD11. The record is from RefSeq and is a predicted model, not a curated record. The coding region runs from base 238 to 1620 and encodes 460 amino acids. The transcript has 2 exons. NCBI's taxonomy places the organism in Eukaryota, Metazoa, Arthropoda, Copepoda, Harpacticoida, Harpacticidae.